This is a messenger RNA of Radiomyces spectabilis, 4388 nucleotides long. RefSeq lists its product as uncharacterized. The coding region runs from base 376 to 4176 and encodes 1266 amino acids. The transcript has 11 exons. Gene Ontology annotation, cellular component: endoplasmic reticulum membrane. Gene Ontology annotation, molecular function: zinc ion binding. The record is from RefSeq and is a predicted model, not a curated record. Lineage: Eukaryota; Fungi; Mucoromycota; Mucoromycetes; Mucorales; Radiomycetaceae.
GGAAAUUUAGCGCGCAUUUUGAUACUGGAAAUGAAAUGGCCAUACCCUGACAGUUGUGUUUUUCCAGGCACAAUUCAUAACCGUGCAGUUGACGGCCCAUGACCACGCUCGAAUAAAGGCGGUGCGUUUGUAGAUCUUGUGGCGCGGCUUCCUCGUGAGCCGUUAAAGAGAGAUAAUGCUGUGCAUUGGUUGGACCUUCGCGUUGCACACUGAAUGGAAAUAAGUGCGCCGUCGGCAAUGGAUCGUCGUUGGCUAUUGUCAUGAUAGAGCCCCCCUUCCCCCAACAGGUGGUUUUUUUUGACAUUGGUGAACGUGAAAUCCCAAAAACGCCAGGCACCGCGUGACUAGCAAAAUUGAUGUACCCCAUUUUGGGGGAUGUCCAAAAAAAAUCCCUCUCGAUUUAUUCCCUUCUUUCUUUUUGGCCCAAGAAGCGAAAGCAAGAUGGAGGAUGAACCAGAAAUAUGCAGAGUAUGCCGCUGCGAGGGAACUCCAAAUCAACCACUCUUCUAUCCCUGCAAAUGCUCAGGCAGCAUUCGCUACGUUCAUCAAGACUGUUUGACAGAAUGGUUAUCGCACAGCAAGAAAAAAUAUUGCGAACUCUGUAACCAUCCCUAUACAUUUACUUCAGUGUAUCGAUCGGAUAUGCCAAAAGUACUACCGGUCAGACUUUUUGUUGGACAGAUGAGGAAGAAGAUUGCAUUUGUUUUACGGACAGCAGCAAGAGCAGCAUUUGUUUCGAUCGUAUGGCUGGUCAUGCUACCAUAUGUCACGGUGUGGAUGUGGCGAUUAUUAUUGUGGUUCGUCGAAGUAUACGCCGUUAAUUUGGGAAAACUCCAAGGAUUCUCUGAAACCAUCAGCAAGAUAUACAACGAAGGGAGCCUUCCCACAUGGCGAAAGCAUAGCUGGGAAGAGACUCUGAAUCCUAGAACGAUGAUCUCCGACUGUUUCGAGGGUCAGAUCGUAACGUGUAUUGUGGUGAUUGCAUUUGUGGGCGUGUUUCUAUUGCGUGAAUGGAUAGUGCAAAACAUCCCUGCUGAUUUCGACGCCAAUGAGGAUGCACCGGCAGAACUACCACAACUCGUAGAUGCUCAUUUACGCCAAUUGAAUCAGGAACGCUUGGAAGAAUUUCGCCAAAUCUUAAGAGCGAACGCUUUGAAUGAGGAACAAUUACGUGCACGCGACAAUACCAAUCGUCAGCAAGAGAAUCGAGGCUCCACUCCAUCGUAUGCGUGGACUUCUGAUAUGGAGACCAAUGGCUCCACCACUGCAGGCAGCGAUCCUGAUUACUCGCCGGAAUCAGACGAUCAGGACGACGAUACAAGUGACAACCAUCGCUCGCCAGGACCCACCUAUGAAUCUCGUUCCCAUUCGACCAUCAUUGCAGACUCCCAACGCACCGAUAUGCACACUCGAUUUACACACGCCGAAUCAUCGCAUUCUAUUCACAGAGAGGCAGUGGAGAGUUCAUCGCACAGAUAUCCUUUGCGAACACGCAAUAUUGGAACAAUGGACAAUCACCAGAAUUCUUUUCAGAUGGCAGAGGAUGCGACUGAACUGGACGAUCAUGACGACACAGAAUUCAUCGAGGCAGAUCAUCCUGAUGACGAUGCAUCUGAUGAUCAAUCUUCAGGCGAGGAAGAAGCGCAAUUUGAGGAUGGCACCGACGAUGAAGACGAUGAUGACGGCAAUGAGGAUGAAGACGACGAAGCAUUGGGCGAUGAAAUUGAUGGCGUGCUAGAAGCUAUAGGCAUGCGAGGCAGUUUCUCUAUGCUUUUUCAAAAUGUGUCGCUCAUGUUCUUCUUGAUCAGCUGCUGUUUAUCAGUAGCUGUGUGGAUUCCUUACAUGUUUGGUGUGACCUUUUUAUUGGUCACUCCUUUGGAUAUCGUUCGUUUUCCGUUUUACAUUGCCAGCCUUCUUGGCGAUCCAUUGGUUGAUUUUCUCCUCUUGAUCACCAGUCGUUUCGUUUGGCCUGCUAUCAAAUCUGCGUCGCGCUGGUCUGAGCAUUUUAUUCAAAAGUGGUCGCUGGAUGCUUACGUUCCAUCUGUUAUUCGCGAGCAUCUGUCCCAUAUUUCAUGGAAUGUCUUUACUGGUGCAAAAAUGGGUUCAUUGCCAAAACCUUUGUCCAUGUCAGUAUCCUCCGAGCCAGCAACUAUUCUCGAUACAAUGUGGCAGAAUGUGACGCACCGAUGGAUUGAAUGGAAAGAACUUUACAAACCAUCCUUGGAAACGGCCAUGUUGAAAUACCAAUCAGUAGCGUUCGGACACACGGCUUUGGAUAGAUCCAUCUGCAUUCUUGUCGGCUAUGUUAUAGUGAUCAUGGUGGGAUCUUUGUACUUAUCACGCGCGAGACAAGCCUAUGCUCGCAUCGGACGCACAGCUCAGGAAGUUAUUCGACAGCACGGCAUCAUGAUGAAAGUGGGCAUGUUUAUUGCUAUCGAAUUAUCACUUUUCCCCAUUGGGUGCGGCAUCUUGUUGGAUAUCUCGACGUUGCCUUUAUUUAACAAUGCUACUUUGGAAGGACGACUCGAUUUUACCAAAAACUACCCGCUGUCAUCUCUUUUUCUUCAUUGGUUCAUUGGCACAGGCUUCAUGUUUAUGUUUGCCAUUGUAGUGACAGUAUUCCGUCAAAUUGUCCGACCCGGUGUUAUUUGGUUUAUUCGAGAUCCCAAUGACCCCCAGUUUCAUCCGAUCAAGGAAAUAGUCGAGCGUCCCGUCUUUACCCAGCUGCGUAAAAUUGGUGCCAGCGGCAUCCUCUAUGGCAUGGUCAUCAUGGUCGGCGUGGGCGGCGUUGUGCGUGUUAUUCACAAUAUGACUACUGAUUUGCUGCCUUUAAGGCUCAAUAUCUCCCAACCGUUUUCCGUUGUGCCUUUCGACCUUUUGCUGGUUCAUGUGGCUAUCCCUGCAAUGGUCAAAUAUUUCCAGCCAAAGAAAGCAGUAAAAGAUAUGAUUGUGCAAUGGAUCACUUUAUUGGCUAGUGGUCUUCGUCUCACAUCCUUCCUGUUUGGCGGUCGUCAUGUGGAAGAAGAAGGCAAUGUUCACUACAAGACGUGGUUGGCAUGGCUUCGACGCGACAAUCCUGAAUAUCCGGCAGACGAGCAGCAGCGAGUCACUGUGUCCAACGAUACUGUAUUCGUCCGAAACGGUGUAUUAGCGCGUGCUCCAAAACACGAUAGUGUCAAAUUCACUCCCGGUCGCCGUAUGCUCGUUCCCGUAGACCCUAUUACUUUGCGACCUUUGGAUUCUGUUGAACGUCGUCUGGGUCAUCCAGCCGCCAAUGCUCCCGGUGGAGAAGAAGCCAAUACCUGUAUUGUGUAUCUUCCCCCCUAUUUCAAGACGCGCGUGGUGAUUUUUGUACUCACCAUGUGGUUCUCAUGGAGCGUUUUCCUGUGCUGUAUCAGCUUGCUUCCUAUUUGGCUUGGUCGCGUCUUGUUUGAACGAACCUUAUCUCUCACCAACCCGCCCCACGACAUUUACUCUUACUUUGUCGGUGGCAACCUGAUGAUUCUCGUCGGUCUCAUUUUGAGUAAAAUGGUCAAAAUGGUGCGAUCCUUGUCAAACCAAGCAAGCUUUAACAAUUUCCUAACGUUACUGGCCCGGUCCUCUUAUGAGAGCUCACGAUGGCUUCUUCGUGUGCUCUUUAUGACGACCGUAUUUGGCGUGUGUAUGCCUAUGAUGUUGGGCUUAGUAUUUGAGCUCUAUGUUAUCAUUCCUUUCCGCGAUUUGUAUGGUCAACCGCCUGGUAUCGAACUUUUCCCAAUGUGGUCCAGAGGUUUCGCAUUCAUGAGUCUUAUCCAUGGCUUUAUCCGCGUGUUGCCUGCAAAUGGAUGGCAAACCACGCUUGACGAGAACGGACUUGAUGCAUUACAAAUCAAAUUGCUUAUUACCAAGCUCGUGCGGCCAAUGGUAACGCUCUGCGUAUUAGCCAUCACCGUCCCCUUGGCUAUCAUGGUGCUCUCUGUGAAGCUUCUAGGACAUCAACAAGAUAUUGCGUCUCAAGUGAAUAUGCUGCAAACAGUGUAUCCUGCUUCAUCGGCUGCUGUUGCUUUCCUUCUUCUAUACCGAGUCUGUGCGAAGUUUGGUCGACGAUGGGUACAAGCAGUACGCGAAGACAACUUCUUGGAAGGUCGUAUCUUGCAUAACUUUAAUGAGCAGCCCGUCUCCUCCUCUUCUUCAUAAAGCAGUAGUCUUUGAUUGUACAGUUAAAUUCCCUCCUUUGCUUUUCUUCUGCUUAUCUUUUUUCUUUCUUUUCGUCAGCACUUUCUGGGUUACGAUAUCUUACAUACCCUUACUUUCAUCCGAUAAACAAAAAACAAAUUAAAAUCAUGGGCAAAAUAAGAAAACCAUCAGUUUACAGCUCUUUCUCCAUUGUGUGUGGCUGUUUUCUUUCA